AUGGUACACGGUAGCGUGCGCGAGCGCGAGGCCUUCCAGCAACCUCCGCACUCGGCCUACUACCAGCAACCACAGCUCCGUGGAUACCCAGUAUCGACCAGCGUUGCCCCCACCCUCUACGCCGCACACCCACAGCAGGUCGACUACCAGUACCACCGCCAACGCCCUCAAUCACCACCAUCGCCGCCUGCAGAAGAGCACAAGCCCUCGUUGCCUUCUAUUUCUAGUCUCCUCGAAUUUGCCGGUGGUGACAAGCCUAGUUCAGACUCUGCCGCAGGACAAAGCCCACAGUCACAACACAGACAGUCGUGUUCACCACAACUGAGACAGACACAACAACAGCAACAACAGCAACAACAGCAGCAACAACAGCAACAACAGCAGCAACAACAGCAGCAGCAGCAACCACAACUACAACCUGGCACCGGCACAAUGCAAAGACCCCAGCCACCCUCAACCUACGUUGCAGCGCCAACAAUGGCGACCAACACUCGCAUGACCCUUCCUCCCACACCACCAAUGCACCCUGAUACUGCUGGGGACGGCCAAAGAUCCCCAUCUUCCGUCUCUACUCAUUCCGCCGCAUCGGCAGCCUACUUCAUGGGCGCAUCGCUCAACAACGUGGAGCCCCACCAGCAGCGUCAAGCGUUAUCAUCAAUGCCACCUCUGAAGCGGGAUUCACUUCCAACGCACUCCGUGUCUCCCUACAGCGGCUCCAUGUACGCUCAGUCGCCCUACCAGUCGUCUCCAGGCAACGCCUCAGCGACGUCGUUCUACUCGCCUGAGCAGCACUCGUACAACAGCGCCGGCAUGUACGCUCAGCGGCCGCUGCCCUCGAACUACCAGCCGACCAUGCCCAUGUCAAUGCCUCAACCCAGCUCCUCGGCGAAUGGCUCCAACCCCUGGCAACACCAUCACUACAUCAGCACGUCCAGUCAAUCAGCUUUCCCCCAGUCCCAGGACCGAUACAUUUGCUCGACCUGCAACAAGGCAUUCUCUCGACCGAGUAGUCUGCGCAUUCACAGUCACAGCCACACUGGCGAGAAGCCGUACAAAUGCCCCCAGGCAGGAUGUGGCAAGGCCUUCAGUGUGCGAAGCAACAUGAAGCGUCACGAGCGAGGGUGCCACGCAUCGACCAGCACUACCAUCACGACAUAA
Ascochyta rabiei is the source of this 1158-nucleotide messenger RNA. RefSeq lists its product as uncharacterized. The record is from RefSeq and is a predicted model, not a curated record. NCBI's taxonomy places the organism in Eukaryota, Fungi, Ascomycota, Dothideomycetes, Pleosporales, Didymellaceae. The coding region runs from base 1 to 1158 and encodes 385 amino acids. The transcript is spliced from 2 exons.